Ectocarpus siliculosus is the source of this 1076-nucleotide messenger RNA. NCBI's taxonomy places the organism in Eukaryota, Phaeophyceae, Ectocarpales, Ectocarpaceae. The record is from the annotation of a GenBank genome assembly.
AUGAUCACCUCGGAGAGAAUCCCCUUCGGGUCCAGAAGGAGGCACAAAAGCGUUAUCAGGAACAACAGCAACGGCGGCGAGAGCAUCUUUGUGUUUGUAAUGAGCAUGUCCGUAUGGAGUGCUGGCUUAGAGUCUGUGAUGGCCGGGGCGGGGGCGGGGGUCAAACGCAAUGUGGAAGUCAAGUUCGACCCAUCCGCUAGCAUCAGUAGUGCAGCAAUAAGACAGGUGGUGGUCAUUCCGCCAGGGCACAGCCAUUGGUUCGAGAUUCCCCGUGUAGCUGGCGGAAGCUUUUUCAGCCGCAAAGCGAUGGUGGUUAUUGCCUCGGAAGGGGAAGACCCCAAGAUGCAGUUGCAGGCCGUGGUCCAUCUCCGCAGCUCCACGCUAUUAACGGUAUCUCUGGGCCCCUCAUCUCGUACGCGAGGGAGGGUGGUUGUUGACACGCUCACUAGGGAGAAUCUUAUCUCCCACGACAAGGCCAACGAGCAGCACAGUUCGCCACAGGCGGACAGGAGUGAUACCGAGACUGCUCCGGCAUCUACCUGCGACACUGCGUCGAACGGAGAAUCAUCUCCUUUUGAUUUUGUUGAGGUCGGCAGUGAAGAUGGUGGGAUUCUUUCCCAAAUUAUGCGCGUUAUCCAGACGAAUCUGUCUGCGUCAGCCGCAUUUCCGAAAGAGGCAAACACGGCAUCGACGACCUGUGACGGCAGUAAUUUGAAGAUCAAGAAGCGAACCCUUGCGUCGAAAGCAGCAAAGCGCCGGAGGAGACCAUCAUCGAAGAGAAUACCACCGCGCCACCUUCAUGCCACCACAUGUGGUUGCGAUCCCGCGGCGACGAUACUAACCCAGGGGCACGGAUGGUGGCUGGUGGUACUCGACUCGCGAUGCACUCAGUUAGGACGCGUACCGCGCACUUGCGGCCUGACGGCAAUUUAGGUGAUGUUCCAUGCUAGGAAUUUCUGCACUUCUCACCCGAAGUACUUAGAUGACCGCCUGAAAUAAGUUUUUUCCAAGAUGAGGCCACGCUAGAAUUUGCUGCUUGUCAUCCACCUGCCGCGCAGGGCACGACGUCUCAUGCC